Atta colombica is the source of this 612-nucleotide messenger RNA. Its product is annotated as astakine-like. The coding region runs from base 100 to 441 and encodes 113 amino acids. The record is from RefSeq and is a predicted model, not a curated record. The transcript has 3 exons. Lineage: Eukaryota; Metazoa; Arthropoda; Insecta; Hymenoptera; Formicidae.
UGCGUUCAUCAGUUCGCGCAAUCAUACGUCGAGCAGUGUACGGCAAGCAGUGGACUACGAUUCAAAACGACAGAGAUUAUUAAAUCUAAACAAGCAAUUAUGUUGCCAAUGUUGAAUGUAGUCAUACUCAUCACUUCAAUUGUGGUUUUUCCAAAUAUCGAUCCUGUAAUUUCUUCCUCUCCGGUUUUUCAAAAGAAUUGUACAACCAAUACGGAGUGCGAACCAAAUUCUUGCUGCUUAUUAGGGCCUAUGAGGUACUCAAUACCAACUUGCAUGCCAUUCCGGCAGAAAGGUGAACUAUGUCGAGUAAACGCUGAAACUAUUACGACCAAUUUGACUUACCCGAACACUUUGGAAAUCAAAGUUAAAGAUAUUCAUUACAUCCUGUGUCCUUGCGCUGACAGAUUAUCCUGUAAUCCAAAACGCGGCAUCUGCAAGUAGAAUUUUCUUCAAUCAAAAUGGACUGGAAACAUCAUAAUCAUCAUGAUUAUACGGGGCCAAAUAUUUUUAGGAAACAAAUAAUAUUGAGGAAAUAUUUUCAAUUGUAUGUUGACAGUAGUAGAAAAUAUUUACAAGAAAUUAAAACUUAAAUUAAAGUAUUGUUAAUCAUUA